Messenger RNA from Pogona vitticeps (central bearded dragon), 2483 nucleotides. NCBI's taxonomy places the organism in Eukaryota, Metazoa, Chordata, Lepidosauria, Squamata, Agamidae. The record is from RefSeq and is a predicted model, not a curated record.
UACAGUGCUCAAUAAAGACAUCAGCACCUGUCGCACAAUGACCAUCACGGGGACCCUGAAGCGUCCUUCACUGCAGGACGAGGAGAAGGUGAAGCUGAACCACCAGAAGGGUUCAUCCAACUUCAACAGUCUUCCAGCCAACGUCUCCAAGAUGCACCUCCAAGGCUCCCCACACUACCUGGGGGCCAUCAACCUCAACGACUUCAGCAACCACACCCUCACUUUGAAGAAAGACAAGAGCCAGCUCCCCAAGUCCAUCUACAUCUGUGAUGGGGAUAUCUUCAAAAAGCUGGACUCGGAGCUCUCUCGGGCACAAGACCAAGCCAUAGAUAACACCAGCUAUGUCAUCCUGCCCAGCAACACCUCCACCUUGCGGCCAAAGCCGCCGCCGCCACCUCCACCACCCAAGGACGAAACAAAAUACAGCAUCAACAUUGACCAGAUGCCACAGACGCGGCUUAUCCACCUCAGUAUGGCCACUGACCCAGGUUUCGUAGUCAAGAGCCCUCCAAGGGAGCCAGUGGUGAUGGGCUGUGGGGAGGUCCCACCUUCCCAUAUGAUGCAGCAGCAACAACAACAGCAACCACCACCACCACUACAACAGCAGCAGCAGCAACAACAACAGUUAUCACCUCCAGUGGUCAGCAAAUCCGGUGCCUCACAGAUGCCCAACAGCUUGUGUGAGCCAGGCGAGUCUGGAAACUCAGGCAUUGUGUCGAAGGGUGAGACUGUCUCCACCCUUUCCAUGAGUUCCCUUGAGAGGCGGAAAUCUCGGUACGCAGAACUAGAUUUUGAGAAAAUCAUGCACACGCGGAAACGACACCAAGACAUGUUCCAGGAUCUGAACCGGAAGUUGCAGCAUGCAGAGAAAGACAAGGAGUCCCCAACGACAGAUAGCAAGGGUAUAAAACGGUGGAGUGUUUCUUCGGGUGGAAGUGAUAAAACUAACGCCAGCCAAGAAAAACAGCAGACGCCCAACAAGAGACCCUGGGAAGGAAUGCGGAAAGUCCACUCUCCGCCAGCCUGGGUUAAAAAGGACACGGAGGGAGUUGCACAUUCGCCUUUAGAACUCAAAACCGUGGAGUGGGAAAAGGCGGGGGCGACAAUCCCCUUGGUGGGACAAGACAUUAUCGACCUCCAGACAGAGGUCUGAGGAGGGGAAAAAAAAAGAGGGAAAAAAAGAGACUCUUUGGACGUCCUUUCCCCACUGGAAAACAAAAGAAAAACAACAUACAGACAGAAAAAUAAUUACGAUGAAAAAAGAGCCAAUGGAACGGGAUCCAGGUGGAGACAGAAAAAAAGGCGUUGGUUUCUUUUCGAAACCUUCCAGUUAAAAGGAAGAAAAAAAAAUAUAGGGUGUUAACCUUUGUAUCGUUCUCUGCCGAGAGUUGGGAGCACUAUUAAUUUGUAGAACAUAGUAGCAGUAGGUACCGUAUGAAACACGGUCUUUCCCUGGUAAGGCGGGAGGCCAAAGGGCGGUGGGGGGGAGGAAGCAGGCCAAAGCGGGGGGAGGAGAGGUAGGAAGGGCAGGACGAGGGGUUUUCAGACAUUAAAUCGGUGCCCAACCCUUCCUGGGGAAAAGCGUUGUUGAGGGUUUUGAUCAAGAGGAGACCAAUGGCCAUGCUGGGUGGCCUCGGAGGUCCGGAACGAAAGCGUUUGACAAGUGGAAAGAGCAACCUUCCCAAAAAGAAAAACUUUCCGACACAGUGGGUGACCCUUGUUCGACUGGGCAUCAUCCAUUGUAAGUUGGUUGUCGGCUGUGUGGUAGGAGGACAUGAAAGAUGCCUACAAUGGUCUCCCUUCCACCCCCUCGUGACCAGCCGGAAGGAAUCAGAAACUGAGAUAUUUUAACAAGAAGAAGCUUUGUCUUUGCUGGUUGGGUCCAGCGACCCUCGACGAGGCAGCUCCAGAGAUAACCAACCGAGGCAGCCAUGUCGAUGGGCAGAGGAAACAUCUUCUUCCGUACCAGAUUUUAUGAACUCUUCGACGGUGACAGCAAACGUGUGGCGUAUGGACCCUGAAGAGAGCUCCGCUUAAGACAAUUGAGUCCCGCUCAACCUCUCUCCAGAAAAACAGAAAAGACGAUAAAGAACUUGAGUGGGUAGGGGAGUUUUUUUAAAAACAAAUGAACAACAACAACAACAACAAAAGAAUGUAGGUCAUUAUACUGACUGUUAGUAGAUCAUAGACAAAUUCAUGGUGGACCUUUUGUCCCAAAGGUUCACACGGCCUCAUUCCCCCCCCCCUUUGCUUUCAAAUGACUUGACAAAACGUUUUCCCCACACACACACUUUUGCUCAUUCAGAAUGGACAAUUCCCAGUUAACGGAGCUGGAGAAGUUGAGGGUAUUGCCUUAGGACUCGGGAGACAAACUGAAAAACUAAAACAACAAAAAACAAAAACAAGUAACAUCCACUUGGGAAAAAAAUCUAUUUUUUUUUCUUCUUUUUCUUUUCUUCAAUAAAAAGAGAACUUGAAACCCA